This is a messenger RNA of Lactuca virosa, 416 nucleotides long. Lineage: Eukaryota; Viridiplantae; Streptophyta; Magnoliopsida; Asterales; Asteraceae. The record is from the annotation of a GenBank genome assembly.
AUGGCAGGAAAACGAAAGGAAUCAACAGCAGCGACUGGCGGCGGUGGAGCAGGUGUCAAAGUGGCUGUUCGGUGGUUGAACAGGAGGAACACCACCGGUGCUUGGCUGAUCGAAGGAGGCAGAAAGCGGGGGUGGCAGCAGAGCCAUUGCCGGCAGUUUGUGCAGCAAGGCUGCUCCGGCGGCUCUUGGCUGUCGUCAACAGCGAUGGUGGCGGAGCAAAGUAGCAGUGGAUGUUCUCCAGCGAACCCUCGUGGGUUCCUUUCUCAUCACAGGAAAAUCUCCACUUCCGGUGGAGGUUUGGGUUGAUUCAAUUUACAGGAAUUGCACAAGGAAGAAGAUAGAAGAAAAAGGUUGCUGGACCUUUUGUUUUUGGACAACCACGAAUUGAGAAAAGAAACAAUAAGGAACAACAAAAG